Kwoniella botswanensis is the source of this 1338-nucleotide messenger RNA. RefSeq lists its product as uncharacterized. The coding region runs from base 1 to 1338 and encodes 445 amino acids. The transcript has 8 exons. Gene Ontology annotation, molecular function: metallodipeptidase activity. NCBI's taxonomy places the organism in Eukaryota, Fungi, Basidiomycota, Tremellomycetes, Tremellales, Cryptococcaceae. The record is from RefSeq and is a predicted model, not a curated record. Gene Ontology annotation, biological process: proteolysis.
AUGAAGCUACACCUAUGUGCACUAUUAGCCUUACUAGGCUCAAUUGCAGCUUCCCAGUCCCAAAAACCACUCGAACCCAACCCAUCACCAUAUGUACCCCUCCAUCCAGAGCUUGUAGCCAGGUCAAGGGAGAUACUGGUAAAGUACCCAUUGAUCGACACUCAUAUCGACUUACCAGCGACGAUGCGAACGAUCAACCGUCGACCGAUGGAUGCUAUACCGAGAUUGAACGAAUCUCAUCCUGGUCAUUUCGACUUACCGAGAGCAAAGGCUGGUGGAUUGGGUGGAGCGUUCUUUACUGCAAACGCACCAUGUCCUGGGGCUUAUGGGAGAGAUGUUGGGCCCGAUUUCCUGAAUCCUACCGAAACUGUCCAACAUGUUUUAGAAUCCAUCGAUCUAGUAAAGAAUACCUUGGCGUACUAUCCUACUCUUAUGAAAGGUGCUCGUACGGCUCAGGAUGUGAGGGACGCAUUUUCGGAAGGUAGAUUGGCGGUAUUGAUAGGACUAGAAGGGACACACGGAUUAGCCAACUCCUUGAGCACCUUACGGAUGUACGCCGAGUUGGGUGUAAGAUACGUGACUCUCACCCAUGUCUGUCACAGCUCAUUCGCAAGCUCUAAUGGAGGAGGUGCAGGUACAUCAGGAUCGACCAUCCCACCUGCUCAUCCGGGUAACGGUCUGACACCGUGGGGUAUCGAGCUAGUCCAUGAGCUCAACAGGCUGGGUGUCAUGGUGGAUCUCUCACACACCUCAGAUAAUACCGCCAGGGAUGCUAUCAAAGCUUCCAAGGCACCUGUCGUGUGGACUCAUUCGGGGGCAAGGGCCAUCAACAAUCAUCCUAGGAAUGUCCCUGAUGAUAUUUUGCAGAUGAUUGGGGAUGGGCCUGAUAAAAAUAAUGGGAUCAUCCUCUCGGUGCUCUUCUCAACUUUCAUUGAUCCGAACAACGCCACUACGGCCCGAGUUGUAGAUCACAUCGAACAUAUAGCUAGAAUCGUAGGGAAGAACCAUGUAGGUUUGGGAAGCGAUUUCAACGGUAUCAGCUUGGCUGUGGAGGGUAUGGAAGAUGUUAGCAAAUGGCCCAAUAUGAUACAAGAGUUACUUUCUCGAGGAUGGACAGAACAUGAAAUAGCUGGCAUCAUGGGUGGUAAUCUGUUACGAGUGAUGGAAGAGGUCGAAGUUGUCAAGAAUAAUUUAUCGAAUCUACCUCCUUCUCCUGAGAUUUACUACAAGAGAACCGAUCUCCCUGCUCACGAAUGGGGAGGUCCCAAUAUGGCUUAUCUCGCACCUGAUGUGCAGAAGAUUGUAGUUCAGCAGAAGAGACUGAGGGAUGAGCUGUAG